Molecule: messenger RNA, 2303 nt
Organism: Mytilus trossulus (common blue mussel)
Lineage: Eukaryota; Metazoa; Mollusca; Bivalvia; Mytilida; Mytilidae
Product: pantetheinase-like
Exons: 2
Coding region: 161-1723 (520 amino acids)
Molecular function (GO): hydrolase activity, acting on carbon-nitrogen (but not peptide) bonds, in linear amides
Source: RefSeq, a predicted model, not a curated record
UAUUUCGCCAGGAAUGCGGUCACGAGAUUUCUGCAGUGUUCGUAGAAAACUAUUACACAGCGUUAUAUAUAGAAGUCUCAGAUCAGCAAAUUAAAAAGGAAACGGAUGUAUCAUUUGUCUGACUGAGGGUCGACAUUUUCAAUUACUUAAAAACAUAUUGAUGGGGUGUCUUUGCAAUUAUUUGCUCGUGUUUAUUUUUUGUCUGGUCGAUUCUCAAAAAUCGACCUUUAAAGCUGCAGUUUAUGAACAUGCGGUUAUUAUUCCUAGAGAUUGGGGAUCCCAGGAUAACAGAUCCACUGCAUUACAAAACAUGAUGAAAAACGUUGACAUUUAUAAGGAACAGGCCACGAUAGCAAGCAAACAGAACGUGGAUAUCAUGGUAUUUCCUGAAUAUGGAAUUUAUGUUGGUAUGAGGAUUUCCCGAGAAGAUAUAAAAUCAUAUCUUGAAUAUAUUCCUGAUCCAGAAGAAAACUGGAAUGCAUGUCAACAUCCAGACAAGUAUAAAGACACAGAUAUACAAAGACAUCUAAGUUGUCUUGCAAAAGACACGUCAAUGUAUCUGGUGGUUAACUUUGGUGAUCGUCAGCCAUGUGAUGUUGGAAAAGAUCCGAACUGUCCUAAAGACGGACAUUAUCAAUUCAAUACCAACGUUGUUUAUAACCCUUGGGGUGAUCUAAUUGCAAAAUACCACAAGAAACACUUAUACUACGAGAAACAUUUUGAUGUACCACCGGUAACAAAACUGGUGACAUUUGAUACCCCAUUUGGCAAAUUUGCCGUUUUUACCUGUUUUGAUAUUCUUUUCAAAACACCUGCAAUCGAUGUAUUGAAUUUAGAUGGUGUUGGGAAUGUUGUGUUUCCUACAGCUUGGAUGGAUGCUCUCCCUUUACUUGCUGGCAUUCAGUUCCAUUCUGCGUUUGCGGCAAGCGCGAAGGUUAAUCUUCUAGCAGCAAAUAUAAACCUGCCCAUGCGCAGAUUUCAUGGAAGUGGAAUAUAUUCUCCGACUGGCUACAAAGCUUUCCACUACAGCGAAUCUCACGGAGGAAAGCUUUUAAUUGCUGAUUUAACUGUUGUAAAGACAAACGCAUUUACGACCAAAUUUCAAAGACAAGAUUUUAAAAUAGAAAGGUCAUCGGCUAGUCCCGGACAGUUCAAAUCUGAAGUUCGACAUGAUCCAUUUAUGUUUGUUCCUAUACAGAACAACAAGGGAAAUGUGAGUGUAUGUGAUGGGAAAUUGUGCUGCUUUCUGUCUUAUGAACGAUUAGGUAGCGACUCAGAAUAUUUUGCGUUUGGUGCAUUCGAUGGCCUUCACAAGUCGAGAGUACAACCAUACUACCUAAAAGUGUGCACACUUUUGAAAUGUAAAACAGCAAAUAGAACUAGCUGUGGAGAUCGAAAUGUAAAAGAAUCACUGACCAAUUUCACGAGCAUAAAAUUAAAGGGGACGUUCGAAACUAGGUAUGUAUUUCCUGAAGUUCUUUUAGCAGAUAAUGGUCAACUGAAACUUUCUUCUGGAGACUUUUGGACAUACGCAGAUGGAGUUUUAGAAUCGAAACAGGGUUUUGAACACCCUGUCUUAUCCGUUUCAUUGCUUUCAAGAGACUACGAAAGAGAUAAUGGAGACGAAAUAGACGACGAAAAUGAAAGAAAUGAUGGAAACUGUAUCUAUUCAAAUCUCUUUGUUAUGACAGUUGUUGCUAUCGCUAUGUUUUGUAUUGAGUGAAAGCCAGCUAAGAAAAUGUAGAAGCAUGUCACGUCAAACAUAGAUCCUUUUUCUUCUAGUGUUUUUUGUUGUUUUGUUUAUGUUGAUUUUUAAACGCCUGUUCACAAGACAUAUUAUGGUAUUGUAGCAGUUAGGAUUAUUAUGUCAUAAUUAUUUCCCUUGUUUAAAACUAUAAAUUUCAUAUUUCUUAUUUAAGAAUUUACAUGAAGUUUAUUCCGCAUAUAUUUGUUAAAUUGCAUAGCUUUUGCUAUUUGAAAUCAUUAGUUAAAGGUAUUUAUUUUAAUUGUAAAGUUUAAUAUUUGCAUCGUUGCAACUUCUCUGGAUACCUUCGGUGAGAGACUUAUAGAUUUUAUAUAACUUCUUUUAGAUUCAUACUUUGAAUCCUCUGAGGACUGACAUUCAGUCCCACCAAGGAAAGCCAAGCUUUCCAACCAGUUUCCAAUAGGUAAGUGCAUUAGCUACAUGCCUCCUUAGUACGGUUAAUUUGAAGUCAUUGAAUGCUCCAUUUCUACCCUUUUGGCUUUACAUGAUAUACAUGAUAACAGUUGUACUUUGAUGAUUAAAUUAUUUAUUGUUUUCA